UUGUCAAGCAUCCGGAACCUUUGAACGAUCGCUUCAGUGGCUUCGAAACUCGGAUUUGUUUAUCGGUGACACCCUGGGAACAGCUGUUGGAUCGGCCAACAGUUAGCUACAGCCGACAUACCGGCUAACUGAACGUUUAUCAACAUUAUAUCACUGUUUUCGGACUUUUAUUCUACAGGUUGCUCGGAGACAGUUGCCAUGGAGCCUGCCUGCCGUAAAGACAAGCAGAAGCUGAAUUCCACCCCGACCCGAGGAGACCGAGCCAAGCAGAAGUCUGCACAGCAGGAGCUCAAACAGCGGCAGAGAGCGGAGAUUUACGCCCUGAACAAGGUGAUGACGGAGUUGGAGCAGCAGCAGUUUGAGGCCUUUUGUAAACAGAUGCAGACACAAGGAGAAUGAUGCCUUACUGUUCACAUGGAGCUGUUACCAUGCAAAACUACCAACAUGCAAUCACACACUUACAUUAAUGUUCAACAAGACAAUCUUUGACCUUUUACUGACUCAAAGUCCUGAUUUUGUAACUUGGAUAUGCCAGAGAGUAUUGAUUUUAUCAACCGAUCCGAUUGUGGAAGGUCUCGUAGGAAAAUGUGUCCCAAAAAAUCCUUCUGAAAUCGUAAAGUAAAGCUGCUUCUUUUUCUACGGACACAUCAGGUCCCCAGCAUUUCCUUUGCUGCAGGUUAAACACAGGUUAGCUGUGAGUUACCCAGAUGCAAACGUUAUUAAGUCAGCUGGUUAGAGAUCCUGCAGUUUAAAAGCACACCUGAAGACAAGCUUUGGUAUCAUCCACCAAUCACUACAAAUGAUCCUUAUUUAGAAAUGCUUCAUAAGCUUCUUGAAGGAACAGUUUUCCCCUCAGAAACAUCCAGCGUGCUUCGGUCUUCCAACAGCAGAACAAGACGUUUUUUAGUGAACAUUGCUUUAUGUAGCUUUAAAAUACACGGUGCCCUUAGUAUGCCAGUGUUAACGGUGCUCACUUUGAAUCACUUUCUUGUGUAUGACAUUGUAUGCAGAGCCAAAAGGCCUGUACAUGUUUCAUUAUUGCAUUUUAAACAACUUCUAAUUAUGUCUGAUGACUGAAAUAUUUAUAUUACAGACUGUGUGUCCCCCCCCCUUCACUUGACUUUGGAUUGAAUGAGAAUAAAAGUGUUUUUUU
Messenger RNA from Eleginops maclovinus (Patagonian blennie), 1153 nucleotides. RefSeq names its product small vasohibin binding protein (gene svbp). Gene Ontology annotation, biological process: negative regulation of protein ubiquitination; protein secretion. Bases 199 to 399 code for a protein of 66 amino acids. The transcript is spliced from 3 exons. The record is from RefSeq and is a predicted model, not a curated record. Lineage: Eukaryota; Metazoa; Chordata; Actinopteri; Perciformes; Eleginopidae. Gene Ontology annotation, cellular component: apical part of cell.